AUGGAGAUCGUUGUAUCUGCAGUUGCAGGUGAUCUAGUUAAUCGAUUCAUGUCCUUCUUGAUCAACAAGUACCAAAAUGAAGAGAACUUAGAGGAGAAGAUGGAAAGGCUGCAAGAUCUCCUGAUUAGAGUUCAUAUGGUCGUCGAAGAGGCCGAGGCGCGAUACAUCACCAGCUCAAAUAUGCUACUUCAGCUCAAGAAGCUUGUGGAGGUCUUGUACCGAGGAUACCAUGUCAUGGAUACCAUCAAGUAUAGGAAUCUUCACAGCUCAAGGACUGAAAAGGAGGUUUGCUUCUUCAACGAUUUGUCCUUAACCACUUCUGUAAGUCGAUAUAGUUGCAAGAAGAGCCGUUCCAUUAGUCAUGGUCUUCAGAGUACUUUGGAUAAUUUAGAAUCCAUUGUUUCUAAUAUGAAAGAGUUUGUAUUACUUCUUGGGGGAUGUGAACGCAUGUUCCAUGGCCCCUAUGACACAUAUCUUUACAUCGAUAACUUCAUGUUUGGUCGUCAUGUAGAAAAGCAGCAGAUCAUCAACAUCUUACUGCAAGAUAAUCUUCCGCCAUUCAGUCCAACUGUGCUCCCAGUGAUAGGUGGUAGGAGAGUCGGUAAGAAAACUCUAAUUGCGCAUGUGUGCAACAACGAGAAAGUCAGGUCACACUUCUCUUCUAUCUUGUACUUGAAUGGUGAAAACAUUGGAAGAAUGGAGCAUGAACCUUUCAUGACUGGGAGGUCCUUGGUUGUGGUUGAGUUUACUACAGAUGUCGAUGAUGAGAGUUGGCUGAAAUUUUAUUCGUCAGCAAAACAGAUGGGAAGAGGAAGCAAGAUCGUAAUCAUAAGUAAGAUUGCAAAGAUAUCAAGGUUCGGAACCGUAAAGCCUGUUCGUCUGAAUAGUUUGUCACACGAGGAGUAUAGCUACCUCUUCAAGGUUCUCGCAUUUGGGAGCACAAACCCAGAGGAACACCCUCAAUUAGCAUCAGUAGCAAAAGAUCUAGCAGCAGCACUGGGAGGAUCACUCGUUACAGCUAACGUGUGCGCUGAUAUACUGAGGAAGAAUCAGAAUGUUCACUUCUGGCUCAGCAUAUUGAAAAGGUACCGGAAUGUGGUGGAGAACAACUUUUCAGUGUUUGGCGAGCAUCCAAAAAAUCUUAUGGACAAAGAUCAUCCUGUGGUUAUAACUAGAUUUGUGUCAUUGUCGUCUUCGUCACAAUCAUCUACUACAGUUCGUCUCAUGCCUCCUCAUAGCAAAAUCGACGAUUCCAAAAGGGAGUUGCCCAAGGUGGUGUUUGAAGAUCUGAUUGCUGGGUCAGCUGUUCAACUGGAGGAGGAGUUUGAGUUAGUCGCGUGGGAAUCUCGGAUACCCCCUUACAAAAGGUUUGUUAACCUUGCUACAUACUGUGACGAGGAAAAGAUCUCUCAGCAUCAUACAGAAUCACCUAGCAAGAAGCGCCAACGGUUAGAUAAGUAA
Phragmites australis (common reed) is the source of this 1461-nucleotide messenger RNA. Its product is annotated as disease resistance protein RGA2-like. The record is from RefSeq and is a predicted model, not a curated record. The transcript has a single exon. NCBI's taxonomy places the organism in Eukaryota, Viridiplantae, Streptophyta, Magnoliopsida, Poales, Poaceae. Bases 1 to 1461 code for a protein of 486 amino acids.